Erpetoichthys calabaricus (reedfish) is the source of this 7218-nucleotide messenger RNA. It is a transcript of the gene ppargc1a, whose product is annotated as peroxisome proliferator-activated receptor gamma, coactivator 1 alpha. The transcript is spliced from 14 exons. Gene Ontology annotation, cellular component: nucleus. Gene Ontology annotation, biological process: positive regulation of transcription by RNA polymerase II. Bases 353 to 2896 code for a protein of 847 amino acids. Gene Ontology annotation, molecular function: RNA binding; transcription factor binding. NCBI's taxonomy places the organism in Eukaryota, Metazoa, Chordata, Cladistia, Polypteriformes, Polypteridae. The record is from RefSeq and is a predicted model, not a curated record.
UUGUCAUGUGAUGGCAAGCAGUUGUAAGACAGGUGCCUUCAGUUCAUUCUCACUAAGGGGGCAGUUCCCUGAGUGAGAGCUUCCAGUGAAAGAGAGGGGGAGAGAGAGAGAGAGUGUGUGUGUGUGUAUGUAUGUAUGUAUGUGUGUGUGUGAGUGAGUGAGAGAGAGAGAGAGAGAGUGUGGGGGGAUUUUUUUUCUUUUUUUCGUGCGCCGUCAUUCACUGGCUGGAUGGCGUGGGACAGGUGCUGCAACCAGGAGUCUUCGUGGAGUGACAUAGAGGUGAGCUGCUGUAAAAAAAACGAGUGCUCUGUGAACUGCUGUAGGGGUCGGAACGUUUUCAGGAAGAUGGACCAUGGAGAUCCUCACAGACUGGUGUGCUGCUCUGGUUGGUGAAGACCAGCCACUUUGCUCCGAUCUCCCCGAGCUUGACCUCUCUGAACUGGAUGUCAGUGACCUGGAUGCAGACAGCUUCCUGGGUGGACUCAAAUGGUACAGUGACCAAUCAGAAAUCAUUUCCAGUCAGUAUGGCAAUGAGUCUUCAAAUUUGUUUGAGAAGCUAGAUGAGGAAAAUGAGGCCAAUUUGCUGGCAGUUCUUACUGAAACCCUGGACAAUAUCCCGGUGGAUGAAGAUGGACUGCCUUCAUUCGAUGCGCUGGCAGAUGGGGACGUGACCAGUGCCAGCAAUCUUAGCCGCCCAUCAACACCCGAUGGCUCCUCUCCAGUCCCAGAGGCAGAAGAGCCGUCUCUAUUGAAGAAGCUUCUGCUGGCACCUGCCAACUCGCAGCUUAGUUAUAAUCAAUACACAGGUGGCAAUGCGCAGACUAAUCCUAGGAUGAGGCCAGCCCCUGCUGUUGUCAAGGCUGAAAGCAUUUGGAACAGCAAACCAAGGGUCACCUGCCAGCAGCAGCCGAAGCCACAGAGACGUCCAUGCUCUGAGUUACUCAAAUACCUAACUUCUAGCACUGAGCCUACAGAGACCAAACCCAGGGAACUGAAAAGCAACAGCAAGGACAAAAACGGCACAGCCUACACUUUGGCCUCUUCUUCCUCCUCCUCCUCCACUUCCUCUUCCUUCAAAAAGAAGUCACAGCUGCCACCUCAGCAGCCACCGCAUCACCAGCCAGAAGACCUCCCACACUACUUCAAACAGGAAAACCAGCAAUGCAGGCUUUCAAACAGCAAGUACUUCGACGAUGAGGUCCACACACAGUUAGCCAAACCAACCACCUUGCCUCUUCCUUUGACCCCAGAGUCUCCAAAUGACCACAAAGGAUCUCCAUUUGAGAGUAAAACCAUUGAACGUACAUUGAGUGUUGAGCUUUCUGGAACAGCAGGUCUGACACCUCCCACCACCCCUCCUCACAAAGCCAACCAGGAUAAUCCUUUCAAGCCAUCAGUAAAAACCAAGUUGCCCCCAUGCAACAUUUCAUCCCUGCCAUGCAAAAAGCCUCAUUACAACAGUACCAACAGUUGUUCUUUGGUAACAAACCCAAUUAAGAAGGGUCCAGAACAAACAGAACUGUAUGCCCAUCUCAGCAAGGUUCCAGCAUUACCGGUCGGGUCAGAGGAGCGAAAGGUAAAACGAUCUAAUACACGCUUGUUUGGUGACCACGAUUAUUGCCAGUCUUUAAAUAUAAAGGGGCAAGUUUCCCUUAACCGGCUGCAGGACAGUCAAGAAGGCAGGCAUCAAGAAUGUAAAGACUUCUCUUUAUCGCCUGUGAAGCAGGAAUGUGCAUUUCUACCAGGCCAAGGCCAGCAGUUCAGCAAAGAAGGAGAGCAACAUGAAGGUGGUUCUUUAGAGUGCAGUCACUCAAAUAGUAGGAAGCUACUCAAAGACCAAGAAAUUCGAGAGGAACUAAAUAAGCACUUUGGUCACCCCCAACAAGCUGUCUUCAGCAAGGAGGAGGAAAAGUUUAAUAGUACUCAGACAGAAACUAACUCUGGUGAUGAGUAUUACUGUAAACUGUCUGGGUAUGUCCAUCCUGGACUACCAUUGGAAGGAGUGUUCGAUGACAGUGAAGAUGAGAGUGACAAGUUCCUGUAUCCCUGGGAUGUGACGCAUUCGGACCUGUUGUUUGAAGGUUCCCCUUCCUGUUCACCUUCAAGUUGUUCCCCAUCCCGGAGUUCAGUUUCCCCUCCCAAAUCACUUUUCUUUUCAGAGCGUCUUCACCGUUCCAGAUCAACAUCGCAGUCUCGAUCCAGGACCAGGUCUUACCAUCGACGCUGGUCCUGCUCGAGAUCACCUUACUCCAGAUCAAGGUCACGAUCCCCCUACAGCAGGUCUUUGUCACGCACCCGCUGCGACUACGACUCAGGUCAUAACAGACCCAGAUCCCACAGAAGUCCACAUUCGUAUUCAAGAUCACGAUCCAGGUCUCCCUAUAAUCGAAGACCAAGGUAUGAUAGUUAUGAAGAAUACCAGCAUGAGAGGUUAAAGAGAGAAGAGUAUCAACGAGAUUACGAGAAGCGUGAAUUUGAAAGAGCUAAACAGAGAGAAAGACAAAGGCAGAAGGCAAUUGAGGAAAGGCGUGUUGUGUAUGUGGGUAGACUAAGGUCUGACAUAACCCGGACAGAGCUGAAGCAUCGCUUUGAAGUUUUUGGUGAAAUCGAAGAGUGCACCGUAAACAUGAGAGAUGAUGGAGAUAAUAUUGGUUUCAUCACCUACCGCUAUACAUGUGAUGCCUUUGCUGCCCUUGAAAAUGGACACAGCUUACGUCGGCUCAAUGAACCUCAGUUUGAGUUGUGCUUUGGGGGAUGCAAGCAGUUCUGCCAAUCAAAUUACACAGAUUUAGAUUCCCAUUCAGAUGAUUUUGAUCCUGCUGCUACUAAAAGCAAGUACGACUCCUUGGAUUUUGAUAGCUUGCUGAAAGAGGCUCAGCGUAGUCUGCGCAGGUAACUAAUCUAAAACUUGCCAUAGGCAGAGGGAUUCAUAAUACCUCAUGGAUGUUCCGUCCUUCAAGAAGUAAAACUGUCAUGAAUUUUACACUCUAAUGUAUGGAAGAAAAAAAAAUAUAUAUAUAUAAAUAAAUAUAUAUCUUCGUGAAAAUAAAGUUUACAUGAACAUAGCUGCUGAGGAACUGAAAAAGAGUGAUUAUUAAACAACAGUGAUGAAGUCAUCCAGACAACCAAUAAGCCGUCAUACCGAAACCAAUAUUUCUGUACAUUAGUACAUGAAAAAUGUCAACGGAAGAUCUUCCAUGCUCCUGCAAAUAGCUCUGUGACUGUUGGAAAUGUGCAGCUUGUUCAGUUUAUCUUUUUUUUCUUUUCCCUGAUGUUUUGGAUGUGGUGUUACAUUAAGUAAUAAGAGUUGGGAAUAAAUACAAGGGUUUGUUUGUUUGUUUUUUUUUUUCAGACUUUUUUUGGACUAAAUUCUGAAAAAGGAAAAUAUAGUUGCAGAAGAGCAAAUUAAAUGGAGUAUUUUUUAUUUUGUGUACAUAAAAUGACAAAGUUGUUUAUUUGUUACAGCUAUGCACUGUAAAAAUGCAGCCUUCUUUUCAAUGAUGCUGAAGUUUUCUUAAUCAAGAAUGUUAAAUUGCAGUUAUUAAAAUGUUGAAAUCUUAUAUACCCCAAAUCAUUUGAAGAACUAAAGAUGUGCUAAUAUGAUUGUAUGACUAUGCGAGUGUGGGUCUUCAGAGGUUUUUUUUGUUUUGUUUUUUGUUUUUUACUUUUCAUUCAAGGUUGUCAAUGUCCUUUAACCCUGUUUAAUGUGGUUGGAGUAUCAUUUUUGGCUUCAAACUUGCCGAAUCAGUAUUUUAUCUCUAUCACUUGUGUAAAGUUCAUCUUUCUCAGUUUGAAGUUUCUUGUUGGUUUUGUAUUUUUUUUAAAUUAUGUGAAGCUUUCCGAUGGCUAACCAUGGAAAGAACUUUGUGUGUGUGUUUAUGUGCUAUAUAUAGUACAGUAAUUUAAUUCAGCUUUACUAAAUGAAGAUGUUGAUAAUCAUUAGUUGCAUUCACCUAUGUUCAUGGCAAUCAGUCAUGCAAAAGAAAUUCAUUCAGUAUCAUCAUGAAUCAAGUGAUCCUCCUAUCAUGAUGCUUUUCCACCUUGUAUGUUUAUUUUAGUUUAUAUUUCCUAACCCUCUCAUUAGCAUAAACCUUUACUGGGCUGUAAGUAUUUUGUUUCUGGGCCGUAUUUAUCUGUAUUUAUUUUUUACUUAAAAAGUUUUAUAAAAAUAUCUACUUGGAACAUACAGAGCGUAAUGCAUUUAACUAUUUAUUCUGUUAAUUAUUUAAUUUUUUUAUUUAAUAUUUGAGGAUAAAAAUGUCACAGAACAUGCAUCAAUGGGGCAUAGUGCUAUUUCAUGCCUUAUUAUAAAUGACAGAGCAACAGCUAAAGUUUCUAUUUUCAUAAAAGCACUAUGUUAGCCACUUCCCAUGCUUACUUACAAAUGUUUCCUACUCCACUUAUCUGUGCAUUCUGCUUCAAGUUCAGCAUCUGUUGCUUGUAAGAUUUUCUGGCUUAUUUUUGCUUCUGAUUUUCCUUUUUUUAAUUAUAGUGUUUAAAGCAAUAAGGAUUAAAUGGUUUUCACAGGUACUUUGUGUUCCUAGUAUAAUGCUCUGGGUGUUUUAUAGAUAAGUUGCUCGAUUAUGUGAAUGCCAAACAGAGGUUUACAGUUUUCUUUCCUGGAUUUUUAAAUCUUAUCUUUGUUGUAAAAUAAAUAAUAUAUAUAUAUAUAUAUAUAUAUAUAUAUAUAUAUAUAUAUAUAUAUAUAUAUAUAUAUAUAUAUAUAUAUAUAAAACUAAUAUUGAAAACAGGAAACGCAUAACAAAAGAAACAAACAAAAGCAAUAAAUUAUUUUUUAAAAAAUUCAAAAGCUAGCUUAUUAUGUUUAUGUGGUCCUGUACCAGGCACGUUACCCAGUUUGCUCACAGACGUUUUCUAGGAGUUCAUUCCAGUUUGUCAUACCACAAUUUUUACUUUCCUGCCCAUAAUUUUGAGCUUAUGGAUCUAAAAAUGUGUUGGCUAUGCUGUGUCACAGUUAUUUUUACGCCUCUCUUUGUGGUCUGCCUUUUGUCUCUCUCUUUUCUAUCUUAUAUUUAUGUAAAAACAUAUACAAUAUGUGUGUAAGUAUAUCAUAUAUAUACACUGAUCAGCCACAACUUUAAAACUGCCUGCCUAAUAUUGUUUAGGUCCCCCUCAUGCUGCCAAAAUAGCUCUGACCCGUUGUGUCAUGGACUCCACAAGACCCCUGAAGGUGUCCUGUGGUAUUUGGCACCAAGAUGUUAUUAGCAGAUCCUUUAAGUCCUGUAAGUUGCGAAGUGGGGCUUAUUUUUGUAGCACAUCCCACAGGUGCUUGAUUAGAUUGAGAAAUGAGGAAUGUGGAAACCAAGUCAACAACUCAACAUCUUUCCCACAUUCCUCAAACCAUUCCUGAACAAUUUUUGCAGUAUGGCAAGACAUAUUAUCCUGUUAAACAGAGGCCACUGCUAUCAGGGAAUACCGGUGGCGUGAAGGGUUGUACGUGGUCUGCAACAAUCUUUAGGUAGGUGUUAUGUGUCAAAGUAAUGUCCACAUGAAGGCCACAACCCAAAAUCUCCAAGCAGGACAUUGCCCAGAGCAUCACACAAGCUCUGCUGGCUUGCUUUCUUCUCAUAGUGCAACCUGCUGCCAUCUCUUCCCCGGGUAAAUGAUGUAUACACACCCAGCCAUCCACUUGAUCUAAAAAAAAAACGAUUCAUCAGACCAGGCUACCUUCUUCCAGUACUCCGUGAUCCAUUGUAGGUGCUUUAAGUGGUGGACAGGGGUCAGCAUGGGCACUCGGACUGGUCUGUGGUUAUGCAGCCCCAUGUGCAGCAAGUUGUCAUGAACUGUGUGUCCUGACACCUCUCCCUCAUGGCCAGCAUUAAGGUUUUCAGCAUUUUGUGCUAUGGUGGCCCUUUCGUAGUAUUGGACCAGACAGGCUAACUUUUGCUCCCCACAUAUAUCGGUGCCUAUGACCCUGCUGCCAGUUUACUGCUUGGCCUUUAAAGGACCACUUUUGGUAGAUACUAAUCACCGCAGACUGGGAAUACUCCACAACACCUACUAUUUUGGAGGUGCUCUUACUCAGUUGUCUAACCAUCACAUUUUGGCCCUUAUCAAAGUCUCUCGGGUCCUUAACACUUGCCCAUUUUCCCUGCUUCCACACAUCAUCUUCAAGAACUGACUGUUCACUUGCUGGUUAAUAUAAUCCACCCCUUGACAGGCACAUUUGUGACAAGAUAAUGUUAUUCACUUGACCCGUCAGUGGUUUUAAUAUUGUGGCUGAUCAGUGUUUGUAUAUAUAUAUAUAUAGUAUAUUUAUAAAUAUGCUAUUUAUAUAUAGAUUUACACCAUAUACACUAUAUAUGUAUGAGGUUUUAUAUAUAUUUAAUAUUAAUACCCUUGGCAAAAGCCACUUUAUUAAGGGAACUGAAAGUUCCUUUUGCUAGUUGCACUGCAAUAAUAUCUACAAAAUGUUUAUCAGUGACAAAAAGCCAAACAGAAGCUGUACUUUGUUUACUUCCCUAAUCAUGCUUACAGUGAAGGUGAAAUGACAGUUACCUUUAAUAUGAGACAAAAGAUAACCUCUACUUGUGUCCCAUUGAUUUUGUAUUUUGAUUGUAUCCGGCAUUCAAGCGAUGACGAAGCUCAAUUACCUCAGAAGUUAUAGAAAACUUCUGAGAGAAAACUUAUUGAUUCUGGUGUACCUAUUUGCAUCUCUUUGCAGAUGAGAGCUUUUUUAUCUCAAGUGGGAAAAAAAAGACUGUAAAGCCAGUAAAGAAAACAAAAACUUUAUUUUACUUUGUGUUUAAUUUAUAUCUUCCUCCCUCUCCCUGUGUUUCUUUCCUUCUUGUCUGGAGCUUGGGUAAUGGUGUCCUGUUCCAUUUUGAUGGCUGCAGCUUUCGUCAUUGUAAAAUAAAAUCUGCUUUGUAAAUUGCGUAGAGUAGCAAUAUUAUAUAACACUUGAUGAUUCAAUAUUUUAACUGUGUGACAGACUUUUUAAUAAUAAGAAAUUCUGAAGAAUAUGGCACUGCUUAAUGUCUGUGGGUGAACAUACUUUUUGUUGGUAGAACUAUCCCAAGGGAGAGGGAGUGUGAGCUGUCUAUCUGCGUCCUGUCCAGGUUGCCUUCCAUUCACCAACUCUUUACUAAUAUCUUUGUGGUUCUACCCAUUGUAUAAAAUUAUUGUGAUUUAUUUUUUUUAUGUGCAAUUCUCAUCAGCAUCACCAAACUAAUAAAGGGAAACACAUGUUUCAAAGUA